UGCAGCAGCGGUUGGGUUACUUUGGACCACUCCCGUAUUCUUUACAAAGUCUUUGCUCUUUACACUUUCUGCCGAAACCGAGGAACAUGUCUUAUGAACUUGCAAGCGAUGGCAAUUACAUCGGAAAAGGAAAAACUGUGCCUAUGGCUCCAGCUCGUCCAGAAAUUCGUCGGGAAGCGGAAGACUGUACAAGAAUGCAGAGAACGUCUUCUUCAAGCUGGUUUUGAAGAACUGACUGAGACUACCCGCUGGGAUAUUAAGCCCAUGGGAAAGUAUUUCGUUACAAAAAAUCGUUCGGCAAUUAUCGCCUUCGCUGUUGGUGGUUCAUAUGUCCCAGGUAACGGAUUCGCGAUAGUGGUUGCUCAUACCGAUAGCCCGUGCCUUCGCGUAAAGCCAGUUUCAAAGGUGCAAUCCGAGAAAUUCAACCAGGUCGGUGUAUCGACUUAUGGUGGCGGCCUCUGGCGUACCUGGUUUGAUCGCGAUCUCUCAGUUGCUGGAGAAGUUGUCUUCAGAGCAGGAGACACUCUUGCUCGGCGGCUUAUCAAUAUUGAUCAUCCCAUCUUGUACAUUCCGAACCUGGCAAUUCAUCUAACAAAAGAUCGAGAGAAUUUCACUUGUAACAAUGAAACUCACCUUCGACCUAUUCUUGAAACUUUCGCUAUGGCCGGUAUAAAUUCUUCUAAGAAGGAUCCCUUGUUGAUUCAAUCAGAUGCUCCAAAAGAUCCACGUGAUGUUGUGGCUGACCAUCAUGCGAAUUUCCUCGAUCUCGUAGCAGUGGCUGCUCAUACCACUGCAGAUCAAGUCGUCGACCUCGACCUCUAUCUCUACGAUUCAAAUCCGGCGGUUGGAUCUCAAACUGCAAUGGGAGCUCAGUCGUCAUUCACUGAAUACGUUUUGAGACGUCUUGCUGCUGGCGGUGAAGGAUGUUCAUUUGAAGAGGCUAUUGGACGCAGCAUUCUGGUUUCAGCGGAUCAGGCGCACGCUGCACACCCAAACUAUGGCGAUCAACACGAGACGAAUCAUCGCCCCUCCUUUCACGAAGGUGUUGUUGUGAAGGUUAACGUCAACCAACGUUACGCUACUACAUCUACGACUCACGCCGUUUUGAAACAAAUUGCUGCGGAAGCAAACGUACCUUUGCAGAAAGUAGUCGUUCGGAACGACUCGCCUUGUGGAUCGACAGUUGGUCCUAUAUUGGCGGCUCGCCUCGGUAUACAGACAAUUGAUGUCGGCUGUCCCCAGCUGGCAAUGCAUUCCAUCCGCGAAAUGAUCGACACAAGCAGCUUAACCCAAGCAACUAGGCUUUAUGCGACAUUCUUCAACAGGAUGCGGUACGUACUUCCAUCGCUGAUGUAA
Ostertagia ostertagi is the source of this 1356-nucleotide messenger RNA. Lineage: Eukaryota; Metazoa; Nematoda; Chromadorea; Rhabditida; Trichostrongylidae. The record is from the annotation of a GenBank genome assembly.